Nicotiana tabacum (common tobacco) is the source of this 1528-nucleotide messenger RNA. Its product is annotated as deacetoxyvindoline 4-hydroxylase-like. The record is from RefSeq and is a predicted model, not a curated record. Lineage: Eukaryota; Viridiplantae; Streptophyta; Magnoliopsida; Solanales; Solanaceae.
AUUACAUUUAUGAGACUAGUUGACUUUAACUAACUUAUCUGCUCAAGGAACUUAGCUUUCUUGAAACUAACAACAAAUAUGUCUUCCACUGAAGAUUCACAAGCUGAACUGACAAUGGAUUAUGAUCGAUUGAAGGAGAUAAACGAUUUCGAUGAUACAAAAGCUGGUGUUAAAGGACUAGUUGAUUCUGGAACUGUGAACAUACCAAGAAUGUUCAUUAGGCCACCUGAUGAACUUGUUGAAGAGUUGAAUCAGUGUAAGUCAACGCUAAAGAUUCCAGUGGUGGAUCUAAGUAACGUAGAAGUUGAAGAUCGACGUAAGAAAAUUGUCGAUGAAAUAAGGGAAGCAUCAGAAAAAUGGGGAUUUUUCCAACUAAUAAAUCAUGGUGUUCCUUCAAGUGUUUUGGAAGGAAUGAUUGAUGGGAUUCGUAAAUUUCAUGAACAAGAUGUUGAGUUAAAGAAAGAGUAUUAUACGCGUGAUCAUACGCGAAGAAUUAGAUAUGAGAGCAAUUAUGAUCUUUACCAAUCAAAGACUGCAAACUGGAGGGAUACACUGAACAUUUCUAUGCUAGUUUCUAGUAAUAUUGAACCUGAAGAAAUACCAGCAGUUUGCAGGAGCACAUCCAUUGAGUAUAUAAAUCAUGUCACAAGGCUAGCAGACACUCUAUUCAGCAUACUAUCUGAAGCACUUGGGCUAAAAUCAGACCACUUGAAAACCAUGGAAUGCGUGGAAGGGAAAACAUUUGCAUGCCAUUACUAUCCGGCAUGUCCAAAGCCAGAGCUAACUCUUGGUGCUUCUAACCAUACAGAUACUGCUUUCCUUACCAUUCUUCUUCAAGAUCAAAUCGGUGGCCUUCAAGUCCUGCACGAUAACCAGUGGAUCGAUGUUGAGCCAAUUUCACAAGGCUUGGCUGUUAAUAUUGGCGAGAGUCUUCAGAUUUUAUCAAAUGACAAGUUUGUGAGUGUAAAUCAUAAAGUUCUAGCGAAUAAGGUAGGACCGAGGAUGUCAGUGGCAUGCUUCUUCACUGGCGUUUCUGCAACUUCAAAGAUCUAUGGUCCAAUCAAAGAGCUCAUAUCAGAAGAAAAUCCCCCUCUUUAUAAAGAAUUUUCAGUAAGUGAUUACAUGGCUAAGUUUAUAUCCAGGCCACUUGGUAAGUCUACUCUUGACCUUUUCAGACUGUAAAGAGAGACUAAGCGCUAGUUUGCCAAGCAGCAAUACUUCAGAAACAACAACAUACCCAGUAUUAUCCCACAUCGUGGGGUCUGGGGGGGUAAUGUGUACACAGACCUUACCCCUGCCUUUGUGAAAGUAGAGAGGCUGUUUCCAAUAGCAAUACUUCAGAAAAUACAUGAUUAUUUUUACAAGGCAGUUUCGACGUUUGUGAUUUGCUCUACAGUAAUGUUUUACCUUUGACUGCUGGAUUAGCUAAGAGCAAUGUUGCUUUUUCCUGUUUUUAUCUUCAAAUAAAUAGGAUCAAUGUCAAGAACACAACCUUAAUACCUUAUGUAUUGUUAAUUUUUGUUACGUA